UGCUUACUUUACAAUCUGCUAAAACCGUAUUCGUUAGUCAUGGCAAACUGAUCGAUUUGGCUGAGAAAAACUCGUGGUUUUCGAAUGUCAUUUCAAAGAAAAGUGAUCUCCAUCAAAAUAAGCUGGUUAAGAAUUCUCGAAAACAGCUGUUGAUGAACACACACGGCAAGGGUGCUUAGCCAGUUGCAACUACUUCAGGAGAGAAAUCUCAGAGUAAUCUUCCAUUGAACUCAGCUCGUAGCAGCAUGACAGGCCGUCUUGUUUCUUGCUUACAAAUACUCCUUUUUCACAUUAUUUUCACGUAUGGUUCGGCACAAACUCGCAAGGAAUGGCAGUGCGAGAAGAUCUCGAUAGGUCUGUGCAGGAGUACCGGCUAUAAUGUCACACGGAUGCCGAAUCUUAUCGGACAUGAAACACAGAGAGAAGCGGAGGCGAGACUUAAGCAGUUUUUACCUCUCAUUCAACAAGGUUGUGGGGGAAAACAGUUGAUUUUCUUCUUGUGCUCAGCGUAUGCCCCAAUGUGUACAGACAAAGUAGACAUUAUGAUUACUUCUUGUCGGCCUCUGUGCGAAUACGUUCGCAAAUCUUGUUUACCUGUUCUAAGUGAAUUUGGGAUUCCAUGGCCACAGCCAUUGAACUGUUCGCGUUUCUUGCCGAUAAAUAAUGAUAAACAUAUGUGUAUGCCAGGUCCUAACUUCACAGAACAUCCAACUACAAUAGAUAGUGGAGUUGGUCUUCCUAAUGAUACUUCUUCGCCUAAAAGUACCAAACCUAAGGGAUCGGAACAAUGUCGAAGAUUUAAAAAUAGUGACAACUAUUACUUUGUGGAAAGCACUGAAWCUUGUGCCGUACGAUGCAACGAAGAAGGGAUUUUUUCGACAUCAGAUAAAAACACUAUCGAAGUGUGGAUGACAGUACUAUCUGUGGUUUGUUUCAUGUCGACUUUAGGGACUUUAGCAACAUUUUUGAUCGACACCAAGCGAUUCGAGUACCCAGAGCGUUCAAUAAUAUGGUUYGCUCUUUGCUAUAAUUUUUACUCUUUAUCGUUCAUCAUUCGACUAGCUGCUGGUCGUAGUGCUAUUUCAUGCGAUUUCGAUCCUGCCACAAAUAUCCAAUUCCACAUUCAAGAUGGUCUUCGUAAUACCGGCUGUGCAGUGAUAUUUCUCAUCCAGUACUUCUUUAGUAUGGCUGCGACAAUUUGGUGGGUUAUUUUAGCACUGACAUGGUUUCUUUCUGCGGGCAUGAAAUGGGGAAAUGAAUCGAUUGGAUCAUACGCCAACCUCUUCCAUGUUAUUGCCUGGAUUUUACCGUGCAUUAAGACUAUAUUUAUCCUUAUAACCAGAAAAGUGGACGGUGACGAGCUAACUGGGUUGUGUUUCGUCGGAAAUCAAGACUUAAUCGCGCUUGCCGCGUUUGUGUUGGGUCCACAGUUUACCUAUUUGAUAAUAGGAACAUUAUUUUUGUUUGCUGGCUUUGUGGCGCUUUUCAGAAUCCGCACCACAGUGCAGCGUUCAGGGCCUGUCAAGAUUGAUAAACUAGAACCAUUCAUUAUGCGAAUUGGUAUUUUCUCUGUAUUAGCGACAAUCCCUGCUACGACGGUAAUCUCUUGUUAUUUUUAUGAGUACGCCAAUAAAGAGUACUGGUAUUAUGGCAAGAGAGAUGAAGCGAUCGCUGAACCUAACUUUAACAUUUUCGUCAUCAAACUCGUGAUGUCCCUGUUUGUAGGGAUUCUAUCAGGCUUGUGGAUCUUGUCUAAAAAGACUCUUCAUUCUUGGGCAAAGUUUUAUUAUAAAAUAAGCGGCAAAGGCCAACCACGGCGCUCACCGAAAACCCCUAACGCGAACGAGACGACCGUGUAGACGGUCACGACAGAACACUGAUGUGAAUAAGAAGUACAUGUUUUCAAUUCACACAAGGACGACGAAGUGUUUAGUUGUUUACAAGAUGGAUGAAUAAAGAACCAAAUAUAUUAACAGUGGUCAGCUGGUAUGGAUUUUAAGUGCAAAAUUCAAACUUAUUUACUCCCAGCUCAACCAAGAAUUGAGGCCGUCGAAUCGUUUAGUAGCAACAAUUCGGUAAUGAGUAAAAACAAACAAACCUUUUACGUGUAAAUCCCAACCUGUAUUCUUAAUGAUAUUCGGUUAAUAUAUAAUAUAAUCAACACAUAGUACUAAUGGUUCCUCGCUAGUGCGUGUUAUUAUGUGUAGUAACUGAUUUCUCCUUUAUAAUUCAAUCGUGCUUUGAACGCUAUGUUUUGUGUUUAGGUAAAACAAUAAAGAUUCGUUAGUAUCCAUCGUUAAA
This is a messenger RNA of Exaiptasia diaphana, 2301 nucleotides long. Its product is annotated as frizzled-4. Lineage: Eukaryota; Metazoa; Cnidaria; Anthozoa; Actiniaria; Aiptasiidae. Gene Ontology annotation, molecular function: Wnt receptor activity; Wnt-protein binding. The record is from RefSeq and is a predicted model, not a curated record. Gene Ontology annotation, biological process: non-canonical Wnt signaling pathway; canonical Wnt signaling pathway. Gene Ontology annotation, cellular component: plasma membrane. Bases 246 to 1859 code for a protein of 537 amino acids. The transcript has a single exon.